CAUAGCAACUAACAGCGCAACCUGCGGGCGGACAGUGACGCCGUGCGGCCGCAUCCGCGAAGGACGCAGCGCAGCGCGACCAGCCGCGGAGACGUUUCUGUUUUUUUCCGCUCCUGUUAUUAUCGCCACAGCGGCUCGAUCCGACACAGCACCACAAUGGAGACCAAACCGGUCAUCACCUGCCUUAAAACGCUCCUUAUCGUCUACUCCUUCGUGUUUUGGAUAACGGGAGCCAUCCUGCUGGCAGUGGGAGUCUGGGGGAAGUUGAUGCUGGGCCCGUACAUCUCCCUGAUCGCUGACAACUCGACCAACGCCCCGUACGUCCUCAUCGGCACCGGGACCGUCAUCAUCGUUUUCGGCCUGUUUGGAUGCUUCGCCACCUGCAGAGGAAGCCCAUGGAUGCUGAAGCUGUACGCCAUGUUUCUCUCACUGGUCUUCCUUGCGGAGCUCGUGGCGGGGAUCUCUGGAUUUGUGUUUCGUCACGAGAUCAAGGGAACCUUUCGCAGGACUUACACCGAUGCAGUCCUGAACUACAAUGCCAAGGACGAGGCGAGCCGUGCUGUUGACUACUUGCAGAAGAGUCUGCGUUGCUGUGGAGUUUAUAACUACACCAACUGGUUUGGCAGCGUGUUUUACCCCUCCAACGGUAUCCCUGCCAGCUGCUGCUUUAACUCCUCUGAUUGCAACCCAGACGAUCUCCGCAAUGCAACCGUAGCGCCAAGCAAGGUCUACCACCAGGGCUGCUUUGAGUUGGUCACUUCGUUCAUGGAAACCAACAUGGCCAUCAUUGCUGGGGUGACGUUCGGGAUCGCCUUCUCGCAGCUGAUUGGCAUGUUGCUGGCCUGCUGUCUGUCCAGGAUCAUCACAGCCAAUCAAUAUGAGAUGGUCUAGUUGAUGUGACCGUGGCAGGAGAUGGAGAGAAGAAGAGACAAAGCGUCUUGUCGCAGGACUGGAACAAAUUCCCAAAACUCCCAUCACGCACCUGCAUCGGAAGCUGCCUCCGUCCGUCUCUCUGCCUGUGAUCUCAGUGUAAUAUCUUUAUGUAACUUAUUGUAAAGCACCAUUCCUCGACUCGCUGCAGUUGCAUCAAAGCUUUCUGUACCACGCACCACAUCGACGCUUGACAUAAAAGUUGCUCAUUGGCGUUUUUUUUUUUUGUUGUUGUUUUUUGUUCUCUGAUCGGUGCGGCAGGGGAAGCAGAGCGGACAGCGUCAGAAGGGCAUUACUUUUAAAAAAAACCUGAAAGUAACCCUUCCAUUGGUAGGUUUAGUUUUCCAUUUGUUGUUGCUCAUCACUGUGUAUUCCCGUAGGGGUCGUAGUCUUUAGUUACUUGAUUAUGUGCACUAAGGAGGAGAGGUUAUGUUGCUAAAGGAGGCGAAAGGGGAAACUGCUGUAGAGUAUUUUUAACCACGAUAAUGAGAAAUAUUUUUUUGCCCAUAGUAUAUGAAAUUUAGAAAGCCAAAUAAGUUAACAAAGUACUUUUUAAUUCUCACUGUGAAACAAGAAAAUGCAUUUUUAGGCAAAAGAUGGGUAAAAAGGAACUAAUAUUGAAGCUAUUUAGCCAGUUUUACAUGUGGAAAUGAAUUAAUCAGAGUUUGAAGAGCCCAUCAAACCUAAUGUCGACACCAGACAUAAUCUGGGGAAUCUUUAUUUAGUGGYAUCAUGAAAGUUACAAUAUUAAAACUUGUCCCACUGUUCCUAUGAUUUAAAGAAACAGAAGGGAAAAACUUCUUUCUGGCUAUUUUCAUCAUCCUGGCUUGAUCCAAACUCACCUUGUUAAAUAUGACAACUUGCACCUGGCAUUAAAAUCAGGCAUGCUAAAUUCUUGCAGUUUUGGAUAAAGUUGUGACCAGGUCUCUUCAGACUCUGAAUGCAUUUUGUGACUUAGCCAUACUUUUGUUUUCRUUACCAUUGUCGCCUUGCRCAGGCACCUAGUUAGGACACUGUCAGAUAAAAAGAACAACAUCUGAGAAUCACUGUUUGGAUCUGAACRUACGUAGUUUGUGUUAGGACUCUGUCGUGUGGUCGGUAGGACGUGGGAAGAGAUUUAGAUCGUAGGAUGCUGCUYGUUGAUCUGAGAGUAUAGUUUUGCAAUUUUUAGUAAAGUUUUCUGCUAAGCUUUUGUAGUGUUUACAUUUUAGCCGUUGUCGACAAUUUUCCUCUUCGAGCGAUCGGGAUKUUAGAUCCUUUUCUUCUGGUGAAAUAUUCAGCAGUCUGUCUGCAAGCGGAGAACAUCGACGACUUACGGUUGUUCUGUGUAAUUCAUCGACCUGCUGCUGCCAUCAUCAUCAUCAUCAUCAUCAUCGUCCUCAUCUGUAGAUAUGUAUGGGAAAUGUAAUUUAUAUGACGUGUUGUUUCACAAUCUAAUAUGCUAAUCAGUAUAACUGUCGUGUCACGGUUUUUCAAUCCACAUCGAGCUCUCUGAGUCAGUAUUUGUUUGAUAGUUUGUAAGAAACUUGCACUGAGAAAAACAAAAAACAAAAAAAAAUAAUUGUGGCUGAUGUUUAGUUGAGAAAUAAUGCACACUUUAGCUCUAAACUUAUUAUGGUUUGUUAGUAUUUCGUUUACAGCUUCACUCAGAUGUUUUCGAUCUCUCUUUUUAUGUCUGUCUGUGUGUGUGUGUGUGUGUGUGUGCGUGUGUGAGUGUGUGUGCGAGCAUUUAGUAGACAUUGUGGCUCCAGCUGUGAUUUUUUUUUCUUUUGUUUCUUUGGUCAGUAUUUAAUUGUGGCGUUUCCUUAUAAAAAUCUGUAAAUUUGAUUUGUGGAUGUAUGUUUUCCUGCGCUCUCUUCUYUGAACUUUUGUUCUGUAAAUACUAAACUGUAAUACCAUCCAGCUUACACUAGGGGUCACUAGAGGCCCAAGAAGAACCGCACCGUGCUGUCUACUACUGACUAAGUCACCAUCAGUGGUCUUAUUAUCAAUAAAUAUACAGAAUAACA
Messenger RNA from Poecilia reticulata (guppy), 2939 nucleotides. RefSeq names its product tetraspanin 7 (gene tspan7). The record is from RefSeq and is a predicted model, not a curated record. Gene Ontology annotation, cellular component: plasma membrane. Lineage: Eukaryota; Metazoa; Chordata; Actinopteri; Cyprinodontiformes; Poeciliidae.